AAGACAUCCAACGUAGUUUAUCUACGGCUUUAUGUUAUUUGAGCACUUAGUGUUUCGGUCAUUUCCCUUAAGUUUUUUUCUUUCCCUUCUUGUAGCAGUCUCCGCCCGACCGACCACCGCUGGACCGAAGGUGCGGUGACGUGACUGACGCCACUCCUGCAUUUCCGUCACCGACAGGAGCCUCCCACACCCAGCCGUCUUCUCCAUCUUUCUCGUCGCCGUGGAUUUGCUCUGGUACACCCUCGUCCCACACAUAGGUGCUUACACACACGAGCUGCCUGAGCGCAUCUCAAUCGACGUCGCGUUAGUGGGAUCUUGUAGGUCGGCGAGAGCGGCAUCAUUUUGGGCAUAGAGAGAUCUAGAGAACGGCGCGACCACAGUCUGCAUGUCCUUGGGCCGGCAUGGCGCCCUUUGCUACGGCCUUUGACGCCUCAUUGGCUUCGCCUGCUGUGGUGACGGACGGACACGCCCACCCACCAUCGGACAAACCACCUUCAAUAUCCACUGCCAAGGCCUUCUCGGCAUCCUCGAUGGUACCAGGCUCCUCUUCGUCUUUGUCAUCGUCGUCUUCGUCGUCUCCUCCCCCCGCCCUCGCGUCUACACCCUCUGCCGCGACAACAAGCGCCGCGUCCCUCAAUCCGCCGAUGUCCAGCUCAAGCUCCGACAUGCCCAGCGGAGAAGGGGAUCGAACCACGUCGAUGCGUCCGCCGCCGGGGUCUUCCUCUCGCUUCUCUUUCGCAAAGAGGCAGCCGCCACCGCAGCUCAGGGCAGAGGACAUGGCACGCAACGUAAGCGCGCCAGACUACUUUGGAGGUGGUACCCAGCAGUCCCGUCCGCAAAAUGACGCCCAUCCAUGGGACAAGCUUUUCUCCGGAGUGGGCGCAGGCGGCAGCGGCAUGCAAACGCCAAUGGGCCCGCCUUCGACUUCGAUAAUGGCAUCCACCUCAUCCUCGAAUCCUAGUGCUAAUAAUUCCGAGCCUUGGAAAGGUAGAGAUUCCAGAACAUCGCAGCGGACAAGCAACCAAACGGACGGAAGCGACUAUAUGCUCAAGCCGCCAACGGCCAUGGCGCGGGCACUGUCAGGCGGCAGCAGCAACUCCACUUCCACCCAGGGAUCGGCUGCAACCCUGAUGACGGCGGCGGACAUGGAGAAGUUCCGCCCAAUCGAGCCUCUCUCGCUGGCAGAGGUCCUCGUCAGCGACUACAAGGCAAGCGAGGGCACCCCUCUGUCGGUCUCGACAACGACGCUCAUCAUCGACAUUCGUCCCUCUACUUCCUUUUCGCUGGCCCGUAUCAAAGGCAGUAUCAACCUCUGUGCACCGAGCACGUUGCUCAAACGGUCUGGUGUCACUGUCGAUCGAAUCGAAGAAGAGAUGUUGAGCAGCGAAGAGGACCAGAAGCGCUUUAGCGCAUGGCGGAGGGGGCCGCGGAAGGAGGGAGGUAGCGCUAAUGGAAGCGAAAGAAGUAGUGGUAGCAACGGCGGCGGUGGCGGCGGCGGUGGCAUCCACAUGGCAGACGGCGAGGAUGGAGCAGCGUCCGUAACCAGAAUCGUCGUGUUGGACACCGACACGCGCAACGUCGGCGAUGCAGGCAAACCAGCGGCUGGUGGCGGUGGGCCUUGUCUCACUGGCCUCUUGCGCAAAUUCGACCUGGCAGGUUUUGCGGGCGAGCUCUGCUGGCUCGUCGGUGGCUUCAACUUUUUCGUCAGCAAGAUGAGCCAGCAGAGAAGUGGUGGCUUGGGGCUGGACGACCUGGUGGAUCGGAGCUCGAUCAAGGAUGCAACGCCGGCGCCGGCAUCCAAUGCUGGCGAGAAGAAGACAGCAGCGAUGAGACUCACCCGAGAGCCGAGUCUGCGGAGGUCGAGCAUGCCCCACCCUCAGCCGGAUCGAAGCGAGGCAAGAGCAGUCGUCAAGAAAAAGGGGUCCUUGGUCCAGCCCCGUGGCUUGCCAAUGGAAGCCUUCAUGUCCUGCAGCACCGUCACUGGCCGAGACGGUGACGAAAGUCAGGCGGACGGUGGCCACGGCUUGCGACAGAUGCACACGAGCGCUACCGAGCCGACGAUGGAUGUGUUUGCUGCGCAGGGCCGUGCAGGCCAGACAACAGGAGCUGCUUGUGCAAAUCCCUUCUUCGACAAUAUCCGCCAAAAUAGAGAACUGCAACAUGGCGUGACCGAGAAGAUACCUAUGAAACUUCCACCAUUGUCGCAAGAGCAGCAACGUUUGCUCCCUGGCUUUCUUCGACGGCUCGUCGAGCUCGGAGACGAGGAGCGAGCAGAUGAGCUUGCCCACGCCUUUUAUGAGAUUGAAAGGGCCGAGCAGGCGCGUCUCAUUGCUACCAUGCAGCAGCACGCCGCCGAGUCCAAGCUCAGCAAUUCGAGGCCCAAAGAGGAUUUUGCGCCUCCAAAGCAGUCCCCUUCCUCCUCCAAGGCCCUCCAGCUUUCGUCACCUUUUUGCAGCGUAGGAGCAGGUUUGCAGUGCAGCGGUAUCCAGUCAAAGGAAACGUUUCCCUUCAGCAUCGCUGCUGCCCUCGAGCGGGGUGCAGAAAAUCGUUACAACAACAUUUGGACAUAUGAGCACAGUCGGAUCCGCCUUGCCUCGUCAGUGGCUGCAGAGGGUAGCAACGGACUUGACUGCAGCGACUACCUCAAUGGCUCAUAUCUCGAGCCAGGUCGCGAAUUCGGGUGCAAGAGGCGAUACAUUGCCACACAAGCACCCCUACCGUGCACGUUCGAGACAUUCUGGACCGUCGUCUGGGAGCAAAACGUGCGUGUCAUCGCCAUGGUGACGAGGGAACAUGAGAGUGGCCGGCUGCAGUCGCACAACUACUGGUCCGACGUCAGCUUCAGCGGUGGCCUUGCUCUCAAGCUCGUCGAGGAGGUCACUCUUGAUGCACACGGUCAGCCAGUCAGUGCCGAUGAUGUUGGCAAGCUGGAUGACGGUGGUGGCAACUUGUUCCCUUCGAUGUCUGGUGGGCCCUCCGAGGACGGCAGACGCAAACCAGCCAUGAUCAAGCGCAUGCUCCAGCUCACCAACAGGGCAGCUUCGAGCCAGGACGCUCCACGCACGAUCCUUCACCUCCAGUUCAUCGACUGGCCCGACUAUUCGGUCCCGGAUUCUUGCGACAGCCUGCUAAACUACAUGGAUCUUGCCGCCCGUGGGCAGCACGAGGCAGACACGCAGCUGCGACAGGAGGGUAAGGCGUCAAAUGGAUCCAGCUCAUCUGCUGGCGUCGGGCCCCUAGUUGUUCACUGCUCAGCUGGCGUUGGGCGGACAGGGACGUACGUCGUCAUUGAUUCGGUCCUCGAUAUUCUGAGAAAGAACCGUUUUGCUGCACUCCGAAGCGGCGACGUUACAGAGCUGGGCGUUUGGGAAGAUGGCUCAGCUGCUUGUGCCAGCACUGCGCGAGGAAGACCCACGACAGCGAAUUCCGCGUCGAUGUGGCGGCAACCACCGAAACUCGAUGGCAACAGCUCCACCUUCGGUACGGCAGACUAUUUUGGAGGCCUUAUGAGCACUGGUAGUGAAGACAAUACUCGCACGCCAAGGAGGAGCCUCAAGCGUGAGCUGAGCCCUUCGGCCAUGGACAUUGAUUCAUCAGACUCGACGGAUUCGACGAUGGAGCGUGAUGUGCGGUCCCCGCCGCCUUUGCAACGGACAAGAUCAGACGACAUCGAUGAGGAGGUGGACAGCGACGCUCGCUCGCUGACGACAGCCGCAAAUGGGAGAAAGGACGCCAGUGUGGCGGCCCUCUUUGCUGCCAACCACCAGGAGGAACGAAGCCGUCGGAGCAGCGCAGGCAGCGGCGUUGAGACGCCCAGCCGGGCCAUGGGCUCCAUGAAGAUUACGUGGGACUCCAACACGUCAACGCCGAUCAAGGGUGUGUUACCCAUCAGUGGCUCGAAGGGCCAGCAAGCAGGAGCAGGAGCGACAGCAGAGCCUUCACCUUUCUUCAGCAGCUUGGGCGCACCAGCAGUGGCGCUCAACGCAACGUCGAAGUCUGGCCCGCCACAACAGGCGUCGGAUGCCGUGGACCUCGUCAGGAAAGCCGUCGAGACGAUCCGAGAGCAGCGGAUGAGCACCGUGCAGACGACACGGCAGUACGUCUUUGCGUACAGCGCCGUACUGCAGGGCCUUCUGAGGGACACCCGUUGAGAAACUGCCCCAGUAAUUCUUUUCCCUUUUUCCCACACCAACUUCCUUUUCCCCGACCCCGGUUCAUUCUCCCCACUCGCACAUCCAAAGUCUUUGUCGCACCGGUUUCAUCCCACAUACACUCGCACUCUCACAUUACACUGUAGCCUCUAAAUCGUAUGCCACUUGUUGUCCGCAAAAAGGAG
This is a messenger RNA of Acaromyces ingoldii, 4336 nucleotides long. RefSeq lists its product as hypothetical. Gene Ontology annotation, molecular function: protein tyrosine phosphatase activity. The transcript has a single exon. Lineage: Eukaryota; Fungi; Basidiomycota; Exobasidiomycetes; Exobasidiales; Cryptobasidiaceae. The coding region runs from base 402 to 4151 and encodes 1249 amino acids. The record is from RefSeq and is a predicted model, not a curated record. Gene Ontology annotation, biological process: protein dephosphorylation.